AUGGGGACAUUUGUGUACAGCAGCAGCUGCCUUUCUUGGAAAAAUCUGAGCAGACAGGUGAAUCCCUCGCACCAUGUGGUUCCUCGUGGUGUUCCAGAAAAAGGGUGUUCAAGAAUUAAAACUGUUGCUUGUUCUAAAGAAGAUGCUCGUAUGAAUCAGGAUUGUGAGAUAUCUGCUGGCUCAUUGAACAGGAGGUCAGCUAUUGUAUCUAGUGCUUCUUUGAUUUCAUCAGUACUGCUUGGUUUUCCUGGAGAGGGAUCUGCUGUAAUUAAACAAGGCCUCCUAGCAGGGAGAGUUCCUGGACUUUCUGAACCAGAUGAAGAAGGUUGGAGGAAAUACCGAAGACCGGAUGACAAGUCAGGUGGACAUGGUGUUGGAUGGAGUCCUAUGAUUCCUUAUACUUUUUCCGUGCCUGAUAAAUGGGAAGAGGUCCCUGUGUCAAUUGCUGAUCUAGGUGGUACAGAGAUUGACUUGAGAUUCGCGAAUCCCAAAGAAGGGAGAGUCUUUGUAAUUGUUGCUCCUGUUAAAAGAUUUUCAGAUGAUAUUGGUGAAGAAGCUACCAUAGAACAAAUUGGACCUCCAGAUAAAGUGAUUAGCGCAUUUGGGCCUGAAGUCAUUGGAGAGAAUGUUGAAGGUAAAGUCUUAAGAUCUGAAGUAGCAGAGCAUGAGGGAAGAACAUAUUACCAGUUUGAAUUAGAGCCACCACAUGUAAUGAUCACAGCAACAGCUGCUGGAAAUCGCCUAUACUUGUUCAAUGUUACUGGAAAUGGUCUUCAAUGGAAAAGGUAUUACAAAGAUUUGAGAAAGAUUGCUGAGUCUUUCAGGGUUGUCUGAUUGGCACAUUGACCCCAUGUGUGAUAGCACCUUAGCAGAAGUGGAAUACACGAAGAAGAGUUGGUCACUAUAAUCACAAAUACUUACAAGAAGCUACAUCACCUCUAGUAGUAUAUACAGUUAGAUCUAUGAGAGGAGAGUUUCCUCUAGAUUGAGUUUUGUAGCAAAUUUUAGUUACCAAUGAUUAUUGUAAACUGUUUACCUUACCAAUAUUACAAGUCUUCAGAAGGCACCUCUUCUGGAUAGAUUGC
Molecule: messenger RNA, 1085 nt
Organism: Solanum dulcamara
Lineage: Eukaryota; Viridiplantae; Streptophyta; Magnoliopsida; Solanales; Solanaceae
Product: psbP domain-containing protein 4, chloroplastic
Exons: 5
Coding region: 1-834 (277 amino acids)
Biological process (GO): photosynthesis
Cellular component (GO): extrinsic component of membrane; photosystem II oxygen evolving complex; photosystem II
Molecular function (GO): calcium ion binding
Source: RefSeq, a predicted model, not a curated record